Molecule: messenger RNA, 2998 nt
Organism: Aspergillus ibericus CBS 121593
Lineage: Eukaryota; Fungi; Ascomycota; Eurotiomycetes; Eurotiales; Aspergillaceae
Gene: farB1
Product: putative C6 transcription factor (Ctf1B)
Exons: 4
Coding region: 52-2679 (875 amino acids)
Biological process (GO): regulation of DNA-templated transcription; DNA-templated transcription
Molecular function (GO): DNA binding; DNA-binding transcription factor activity, RNA polymerase II-specific; zinc ion binding
Source: RefSeq, a predicted model, not a curated record
CAACGCCUCCUGACUUGAACGGACUGACGGUUGCUACCAACCAACUACUAAAUGACUAGCACUGCUGUAUCAACAACAAUACCAACGCCUCAGGCUGCCGUGGAUACGGAGUCCAAGUCCAAGCGGAAAGCCUCCACCGCUGGUCUGCCCGCCAAUGCCCGGCCUGUAAAACGGCGGGCGUCGAAGGCGUGCUGUUGCUGCCGGGCUCGCAAAGUGCGGUGUGAUGUGGUCGAAAAUGGUUCGCCCUGUACGAAUUGUCGCUUGGACCAAGUAGAGUGCAUUGUCACUGAGAGCAAGAGGAGAAAGAAAUCACGUGUCGAGGUCGACAAUGCAAACUCCCACCGGCUUUCUCAAUCGCCUGCAGAGGGCCCCGAUGAUGGGGCGAGUUUGUUCAGGCGCCUGAGCGAGUGCCACGGGCUUUCCGACAUGAUCCCGGGCUCUCCGUCGCAGCGCUCCGUAGAUCUGGAUCAAGGGCAGCACAUGCCGCAUCUCCUAUAUCAGAGUCAGGCGAACCGAAUUGGCUCCGGGGAUCGCUUUCGAAGAAGAAUGGCCCCAAAUCCUGCGGUUCCGGCCACUUUCCCUUUGCACCAUGUGACUUCGCACAUUCAGCAGCUGCUUGAUCCUACUUUUGCCAACUCCAGGUCGGGUGGGGUCGUUUUGCCAGACUACAUCCGCGGAUUACCGCCUCGCCUGCAGAAGGAGGACAUCGACUACCUGUCUAUGAAAGGCGCGUUGACGGUUCCGGAUGUGGGAUUACGGAAUGAGUUGCUGAAAAGCUACAUCCAUUACGUCCACACGUAUAUGCCCCUUCUUGACUUGGAAGAUUUCCUGCAGACCAUCGUGCAGAACGAUGGCAUCCGCCGCUUGAGCCUCUUGCUAUUCCAAGCCGUCAUGUUCGCUGGCACUGCGUUCAUCGAUCUGAAGCACCUGCAUGCGGCCGGUUAUCCGACCCGGAAGGCAGCCCGGAAAGCAUUCUUCCAGCGCGCCAGACUCCUGUACGACUUUGAUUACGAAGUGGACCGCAUCUCGCUCGUCCAAUCCUUACUCCUGAUGACCUACUGGUAUGAAACCCCCGAUGAUCAGAAGGAUACCUGGCAUUGGAUGGGCGUGAGCUUGUCCCUGGCACAUACCAUCGGUCUACAUCGUGACCCCGGAAAUUCUCGAAUGGAUAUUCGACGCCAACGGAUGUGGAAACGGAUCUGGUGGAGCACAUAUACCCGGGAUCGUCUGAUUGCCUUGGGAAUGAGACGUCCGAUGCGCGUCAAAGACGAUGACUGCGACGUUCCAAUGCUGACCCUCGAUGAUUUUGAGUUCCAUCCGUUUUCACCGGAAAUCGUGAACAUGGUGGGCAAUUCGGAAGUCCUCCAAAGCGUGAGUCACCAGAGAGAGCUUGCCUUGAUGUUCAUUGAAAAGGCAAAACUUUGUCUGUGUGUGAGUCACGUCCUGUCCGCUCAAUACUCGGUUUUGAGCCACAAGUUCGGCGGCACAAUGGAGACAACCAUGAUGUUGGUGCCCAAGAAAUCGGCAGCGGAGACCUUUGAGGUUCGUCGUUGUGACCAGGAGCUGGAAGACUGGCUGGCCCACCUUCCGGCAGAGAUCCAGUACGCUCCCGCCGCGCCCUCCAAGUUGAGUGAGGCACAAGAAGUGCUUCACUCCCAUCGGGCGCUCCUGAAGAUGGUCUAUUUGACCACCUCCAGCGCCCUCCACCGUCCCCAGGUGCUCCCUGCUAUCCCGUUUCCCUCGAUGGACGCCGAGCUGCAAGAGAUCUCGAGAGAUAAGGUGCGCUUUGCCGCGAUCGAGAUUACGAACAUCGCCCAGGACCUACAUAGCUUGGAUCUAACCCGGUAUUUCCCAACGACGGGUGUCACGGUUCUCCUUCCCGCUGUUAUCAUCCAUCUCCUCGACAUCAAGUCCAGUGACCUCAAUAUUCGGAUGACAAGCCUCCACCGGUUCUAUCAGUGUAUGCGCAUUCUGCAGCGCUUGCGGGAAAUCUAUGCCUCGGCGGACUUCGCAACCUCGUUUUUGGAGGCUGCAAUUCGGAAGGCCGGGAUUCAGCUUACGGUAGCACCACAAGAUGUGCAUCCGCGGACAAACAGUACACUUGACACGACCGCACGCGUUAACACUCUGACCCCGCCUCCAGACUCCCUGGCGCAGAAAAUCCCCGACCUGACAUAUCCGAAAUCCAAUGAGCCAGGGCUUACAGGCCAGCUUUCCAAGGGAAGCGGGCCCGGGUUUGCGUCAACACCUCCGCCCUCCGAUGGUAGCGAGAAUGGGAGCACCAACAACAUCAACCCGAGUUAUCACCAAGACGCCUUCGCGAUUCCCAACUUCGAUUCGGAGCUGAGCAUAAGCGAGCUCAUGGAUCUGGCGAAUGAUGCGGAAGUGACCCAGAAUGACUUUGAUGCCUUGAUCAACUUUGACGACGCCGGCGCCGACUUUCUCGCCCCCGACGAUGGCUUGAAUCCCAAUGGAAACGCUGGUGGGAAGAGCUACGGCUUUAGUCUAGGUCCCAUGGGUAACCUCUCCGACAUCAUGGGGUUUGAUACCGAGAACAAAGGCGUUGACUUGACCGGCUUAGGAGAUGGGCAGAUCACUGAAGAUCGCACUGCGGCACCACGGGCCGACGUAGCCAGUAUCGCCGCCGACCUGGAUGCGGAACUCGGCUUGAGUCUAUAAGCACUUGUCUCUGGUCGUAUUCUCGAACUCAUCUUCUUUCUGCAUUACUUUUGGCAAUGAUGUUAUGGCCAUGUCAUUGAAGUGGGCCUUCUUUCCAUCUGGGAGCAUUCAUGGGAGAUGGGCGCUUGGAGUUCGUUCACGGGGUUUCAUAUAUCGGGCUUGAAUCUUGGAUCGGCUGAUGCUUGUUGAUCAUGUACUUGAUGCGCCUGAUGCCGGUUGCCUUUCCCCCUGCAUGGGCGACUGUUUCUAUAAUAUGUACAUACCGAGUCGAAAAGUACGACACGAGGAAAUGAAUGACUUAUGUAUACGCCGCACGGGC